Molecule: messenger RNA, 1685 nt
Organism: Ictalurus furcatus (blue catfish)
Lineage: Eukaryota; Metazoa; Chordata; Actinopteri; Siluriformes; Ictaluridae
Gene: gtf3c6
Product: general transcription factor IIIC, polypeptide 6, alpha
Exons: 1
Coding region: 216-764 (182 amino acids)
Biological process (GO): transcription by RNA polymerase III
Cellular component (GO): transcription factor TFIIIC complex
Source: RefSeq, a predicted model, not a curated record
UCACGUGACCGUCAAGGGCUCUGGCCUCGACUGGACUUUCGCGCGCUUUAGGUCCAGAUUUAGGUAAUGUAAAAUAUAACCCAAUAGCCAAUCCCAGUGCAAGGGGCGGGAUUUGUCCGAAUACAGGUGGGAAAUAAGACACGCGUUAACACGUUUUACAGGAACCACAAACAGCGAAGUGGGAAAUUCAACAUUUCUGAGUGAAGGUGAGGGAGAUGGAGGACGAGUGGGAGGAAGAGUGGGAGGAAGAGGAGCAGCUGUUUGUGGCUGAGCUGUCCGGAGUGAUUGACUCGGAUGUGUUGUGUAAGCGCGGCGGGGUGUGUAAAAUGGUGGGCAUGAGCAGUGAGCAGCCCAUGGUGCAGGUGGGCCGCUAUGUGUUCGCCGGGGAAUACGAGGACGCGCUGGGGUCAUGCGUCAUCUUUGAAGAGCAGACAAAGGAUCGAACAAAAUCCAGCUCGAGCCCUGUGCUCAAAUACAAGUGUCACACCAUGAAGAAGCUGAUGCUCCAGAGGACUUUCCUGUCCGAGAGGAAGGAGGGAGAGACGAGCUCCGGGGUCAUCGAGGUCCUGUCUCUGAACGAGGGGGAAGUGUGUGGAAGAUCCAGCACCGUGUGUCACUACGCCCUGGACCCCAAAGAUCUUCAGACACUAAAUGCUGGAGAAGACAUCAGCGACGAGUCGGAGACUGAAAAAGCAGAGACACACCAGCGUUCAGUAAAGGAGGACAGUGUACCAGGAGAGACCAGAGAAAACCUGGCAGAGUAACACGACCUGGACCUGAACUGUACAGGGACCAAAUCUCACUCCAGUGGCUGAAGGGCACACAGUGGUUCAUAAAUAAACAUAAUAUAAUAAGCAAGCACAGAUAAUUAUUUCUACAAAAUUUUUAUGCACAAUAUACAAGUUAAAAAGAAGUAUAUUAAUCACUGAACAGCAUGUCUUGUACACUGCUGCGUAAUGUAUUGUUUCAUGAUCAUUAUUGUAAUAUUGACCAUGGCGAUCCAACUGAUACAUAUUGACUAUUUUGGCAUAGUGUGCUACUGGAUAAGACAUUUUUAACCAACUCUAAGCUGUUGGAAAAAGUUCUUUGUGUAGAUUUCAUUGAACAGGGUUUGCAGUAAUCAGGUCUGGUUGUGUCUACUCCAGCUGAACCCCAUUAUGAAUGCAGUUCCAUGGAUUUGGGGAAUUAGUAACUAUAGGGGCAAAUACAUUUUCACACAGGCCCAGUUGGUAUUGGAUAACUUUUGCUUCAAUAAAUAACAUAAUUUAAGAACUGUAUUUACUGUUUACUCAAGUUGCCGAGUUUUUUUUUUGUUUUGUUUUGUUUUUGUAUUUUAAUAAAUUUAGGGGGUUUAAUGUGAUCCAAAGAAAACAUUUGUGGUCAAAUGAAUACACACAAGUCAAUCACAACACUACAAAAAAAAUAAUAAUUACUGUCAAUGUUACAGUAGGUUACUGGUAAUUCUAGUUCAGUAUUAACUAGACUUAAUUCCGGUAGUGGAAUUCAAACUCAGCUAGACUGGACAGUUGAAGAUUUUUUUUUUUUUGGUGAGCCUGUUCCCAUGAUCAAAGCCUCAGCAUAGAGAACUCAAAGCGAUAUGCCUUGAAAAUAGAAAAUGCAUAACAAAACAAAUGAAAAACAAAUAGCAGAAACAGGACUCGGUGUUUGUGAUUGAAUUGUAAGAA